AUGCCUGAAAGUUCCCCUCAGCUCGAAAGUCGACGCUAUUCAUUCAUGAAUUACUCGCUCGCUCCUUUGAAAAUACUUUUCAUUGCCGCCGACGCGUUCUGGAUGCUGUCUGCAGCCACACCACCUAAUGCUCCGCUACCACCGGAGAAACAAGUCAUCCCUGAUUGGAGGGAACGAUACCUUAAAUCUCUUGCCUUGCCUAGCAGGAUUUUCAGGACCCUUUACUGGACUUCCUGGUCUCUCGAGGUGGUGGUCAUCCUCGCGAGCGCCCAACCAAACUCUUCCUUUGCUACGUGGAUUCUUUCCCACCUCCUACGUAACCCGCAUAAUGCGUCGAAGAUCGGAUUCACCUGGUGGUUCGUCCUUGGACAUGUCCUUGUGUGGUGUGGGGGCGCAUUCCGCCUUCAGUGCUAUCGCACCCUUGGCCGACAUUUCACCUUCGAACUCGCCAUCCACCCAGAUCACGUUCUAAUCGAUUACGGUCCAUACUCGAUUGUUCGGCACCCAAGCUACACCGGGUUGAUUGUACUUCUUUUUGGUUCCAUCCUGAAUCAUGUUGAGGGCUCUUGGGUGAGGGAGAGCGGUGUUUUGGAGACUCCGGUGGGACGUCUUCUGGCGUUUGGGUGGAUGGCUAUCCUUGUGGCUGUCAUUCUGAGCCUCAUUUUUAGAGUGCCGAACGAGGAUAGGCUUUUGCGCGCGAAGUUUGGGCCGGAGUGGAGACUGUGGGCAAAACGAGUUCCUUACAGGUUGCUCCCUUUCAUAUACUGA
Molecule: messenger RNA, 768 nt
Organism: Coprinopsis cinerea okayama7#130
Lineage: Eukaryota; Fungi; Basidiomycota; Agaricomycetes; Agaricales; Psathyrellaceae
Exons: 2
Coding region: 1-768 (255 amino acids)
Biological process (GO): C-terminal protein methylation
Cellular component (GO): membrane
Molecular function (GO): protein C-terminal S-isoprenylcysteine carboxyl O-methyltransferase activity
Source: RefSeq, a predicted model, not a curated record